AUGUCAAAUUCAUCAUCGAUGAUGACAAUAAAUAAUAUUCUUAAUACAUUGGUACCUUCACAUUCAUUGGUUGGAAAAGCAACUAUAGAUAAUAAUCAACCUACUCCUGGUUAUUUAUUUGUUGAUCUUCAAAACGAAACAUUAAUUUCAAAUGAAAAGAGCCAGCAAGUAUUAUCACAACUACUCAAUAGAUUAAAAAAAGACUCGCCAACGGUGAAACUAAAGUCAUUGAAGUGUAUGAAACAUCUUUUGCUCAAAGGAAGUGUAACAUUUCGUCAAGAUUUAAUUACAUGUUCAGACUAUAUCAAUCAAUGUACAAAUUUUAGAGGAACAUUAGAUCCACUACAUGGCGAUGCACCAUUCUCAGCGGUUAGAAAGGAAGCAAAUGAAAUAUUGAAUCUACUAUUUCAAUAUACUUCUAUCACUCCAUUGGAUUAUCAGCAACAACAACAACAACAGAAUAUUGGAUCGAAUUCAUAUUCAAAUCAAAAUAAUGUAGCACAACAGCAGCAACAACAAGCAUCGUGGGUUGGCUUUGGAUCGAAUGGAUCGAUUACCAAUGCGCCAUUACCAGCACCGACAGCUAUCGAUCAAGUAAAAGAAAAGAUAAAUACUGUAAAGGAUAAAUUGGUUUCACAUAUUGACCCAAACAGCAGCAGCAGCAACAGCGGUAGUAACAAAAAGUCGACACAACUCACCAACUUUGGAUCACCGAUUCUAGAGUCAACUCAUUCAUCCACCUCAGUACCAAUCAUACCUAUUAGAGAUGGUACUCAUUUAAUGUCAUCAAAUAAUAAUAAUAAUAAUAAUAGUGGAAAUAAUGAUAUACUAUCAGAUAACAAUAGUAGUAAUAAUAAUAGUACAUUCGAUUCACAAUAUAAUAAUACAGAAUGGUAUCGAUUAACUAAUAAUACAAUUGGUAAUCAAACAUCAACAACAACUAUACCUAUAUCUAAUAUAACUAUUUUUAUUGAAUAUUAUAAUCAACUAUUACGACAACAACAACAACAAACUAUUUUAUAUAUAAUACAAUUACUUGAGAAUAGACUAAAGAGUAAACAUUGGCAAAUAAGACAUAAAACAUUAGUAUUAUUAGAAUCAAUUAUAAAAGAAGAAGAACAACAGCGACAACAACAAUAUUGCAUAAAUUAUAUUAGAAAGAAUAAUGAUAUUUUACUUUUACAGGCAAAUUCUGUGCAAAAGUCUAUAAGAGAUAAAAGUAGAGCUAUCCUUAAACAACUUGACAUACCUCUUGCUACCACAACAACAACAGCAACAUUAACAAAUCUACACCAAUCAAACAUUAGCAAUGAGAAUAAUAAUAAUAAUAAUACUCGAAACAAUUUCAAGGAAACUAGCAUGAACAACUUCAACAAUAGAUCUAAUCACCAGGAUCAACAACUCGUUGAUUUAGGUCCACUCCCUCCAGCAAUAGAUAAAACCUACCACCACCACCAAUCUUUAAACUUCUUUAAUGACCACUACCACCACCACUCAUUCGAUCAAGAAAAACAACAACAACAACAACAACAAUUCCACAAUAAUUUCAAAGAAGACAGUUUUCUGAAUCUAAAUAUAAAUGGCAAUGAAACAUUUUCGAAUUCAUAUUAUGCUCCACCUCCGAAGCAGCAAAGUGGUGGUGGUGGUACUUCUACAACACCUAUUAAUUUAUUUGAUAGUCUAUCAGUGAUGAAGAGUCAGGUUGAUCAACAUCGCUGUGGUGUAUCUACAGAUCAACAACCACGACACAAUCAGAACCGAUCGCAAGUGGAGAUGCCACUCUCAAUAGUGGAACCAUCCAUGCCUACCAAUCGAAGUAUUACUGCAGAUUCCAUAAAUGGCAGUGAAAUACUAUUCCCAAUUAUAUCAACAACCACCAUCAACAAUACCUCUCAAUCUAAGCCCGACAAGCCCUGUGGAUAUUCACAGCUGCAACAACAAUCAGCAACUCGUUAA
Molecule: messenger RNA, 1956 nt
Organism: Heterostelium album PN500
Lineage: Eukaryota; Evosea; Eumycetozoa; Acytosteliales; Acytosteliaceae
Product: ENTH domain-containing protein
Exons: 3
Coding region: 1-1956 (651 amino acids)
Cellular component (GO): trans-Golgi network membrane
Source: RefSeq, a predicted model, not a curated record